This is a messenger RNA of Lactuca virosa, 1673 nucleotides long. The record is from the annotation of a GenBank genome assembly. Lineage: Eukaryota; Viridiplantae; Streptophyta; Magnoliopsida; Asterales; Asteraceae.
CCCAACACAAACUAUCACACCAAAUCCUCCCAAAUACAUGGGAACACAUCAUAAACGCACAUGUCUAUUGCAUGAUUUCCUUCUCCAUCUCUAUUCUCUUACACCAAAUCAAGGGUAUGUGCCAUAAACCCGCACACCUCUAUUGCAUGACUUUUAUUUCACCUUAAUUCGGGUCACUUACUAUAUAAGUACUAUAUACACCAACACACAAUUAACGAAUCACAUGUAUGUUUGUAUGUAAAUAACAACAUAUACCAUUUUUUUUAUUUGUAAAUCAGCAUUAGGAAAAAAAUAUUCAAAUGGCAACCCAAAUGGUAGAUAUAGAGGGUCAAUCAUCAGCUCAAACCUCAUCCCCUCCAUCAAUCUUCAACAAAGUCGAUCAUCCGGUUACACUAAAGUUUGAAGAAGUGGUUUACACCAUCAAAAACAAGAAACAAGGAUGGAUACAGAAAAAGAAAAACCACGAGCCUACAGAGAAACAGAUACUCAAAGGAAUAACCGGCAUGGUGUUGCCCGGAGAAAUGUUAGCCAUGUUAGGGCCAUCCGGAUGUGGAAAAACUACCCUUUUAACUGCAUUAGGUGGCCGCCUAGGUGGCAAGCUAGACGGGACCAUUACCUACAAUGGCAAACCAUUCUCAAGUAUCAUGAAGCGGUACACCGGUUUUGUCACUCAAGAUGACAUUCUAUACCCUCAUUUAACAGUCACCGAAACCCUUGUUUUCACCGCCUUACUCCGCUUGCCUAAAAAGCUCACAACUCAAGAAAAGAUCACACAUGCGGAAGCAGUGAUUGACCAACUUAGGUUAACAAGAUGCAAGAAUAUUAUCAUUGGUGGGCCGGAUUUAAGAGGGGUGUCAGGUGGAGAGAGAAAAAGAGUUAGUAUCGGUCAAGAAAUGCUUAUAAACCCUAGUUUGUUGUUCUUGGAUGAGCCGACAUCAGGGCUCGAUUCAACAACUGCUCAAAGGAUUGUUUUGAUUUUAUGGGAAUUAGCAAGAGGCGGAAGAACAAUUGUGAUGACGAUUCAUCAACCUUCAAGUAGGCUUUUUUACAUGUUUCAUAAGGUGGUGUUGUUAUCGGAAGGGAAUUCAUUGUUUUUUGGUAAAGGAUCGGAAGUUAUGGAUUAUUUUAACAGUAUUGGAUUUUCGCCAUCGGUCGCCAUGAAUCCUUCCGACUUUUUGCUAGAUCUUGCAAAUGGGAUAUCGCCGGAUAAUUCAAGUUAUGGGGAUCAAAAUGCGGUGAAGCAGAAGUUGGUUUUGGCUUAUAAGUCGAAUCUUGAUGAGAAUUUAAAAGCUGAAGUAGUAGAAUUCAAUGAUGAUGAGAAUGAUGUUUUACACAACAAGAAGCAUGAACGAUGGAGCACGACAUGGUUGCAACAAGUCAUGAUUUUACUCAAACGAGGUGUUAAAGAACGGAAACACGAAUUCUUUUCCACCCUCAAGAUCGGUCAGGUUAUAGCUGUGUCAUUCCUUUGUGGUUUGCUAUGGUGGCAAUCUGAUAAGGCUCACUUACAAGAUCAGUCUGGAUUGCUAUUCUUUUACACUGGAUUCUGGGGGUUCUUUCCUUUAUUUCAAGCAAUUUUCACAUUCCCUCAAGAAAGGCAAAUGCUAGGAAAAGAACGAUCUUCAGGAAUAUUUUGGAAGUUUCUUGUACGCAUUGUUUACACUUCUUUUUAG